Messenger RNA from Rosa chinensis, 1415 nucleotides. Its product is annotated as ELMO domain-containing protein A. NCBI's taxonomy places the organism in Eukaryota, Viridiplantae, Streptophyta, Magnoliopsida, Rosales, Rosaceae. The record is from RefSeq and is a predicted model, not a curated record. The coding region runs from base 272 to 1231 and encodes 319 amino acids. The transcript has 10 exons.
ACCUCGAUUCGGCUUCAAACUCAGAAUCGAGAAAAGUCGUCGUGUUCUUGACCAAAAAAAAAAAAAAAAGAGUCGCGUUUCAGCAACUGCGAUUUUUUUUUUUUUUGGUCUGAAACACCUGCGAGUAAUUGUGAGGCAAACAUAUAUCUUACUUGAAGAUUAAGUCAUUCGGAGAGAAAAAGGAGUCGAAUUUUCGAUUGUCAGCACAGAAAAGCUAUUCACUAUUUUCAGGGGAUCAUUGCCAGAGCUACGGCUGGUAAAAGAGACGGUGAUGACAUCUAAGACUUUGCGGCGAAGGCUUCAUCAUGGAGAUGUUGAUGGAAAAGCGCACGAGCAUUUGGAGGCAUCAGCUUCAGAAGAUGGUCUUAAUGAGCCUCUCCUCGGAAACUACGAAAGUCCAGAGAGGCAUUCGGAGGAAUCCGCACUUGCGGACCUCUGGAAUGAUGAGCGGAGAAUGGAACAACUCCACUGGACUUUAUUGUUUUCUCAGUUGAUUGCGCAGUGGGCACGAUGGUUAGCAAAUAUUGUGCUGGGAUCUGGAUCACUUAUUGGACGGUUUUUGACCUCAGCUACACAAAAUGGACAAAGUACCAGUCUGCUUGCACCUGCCCUUACUCCUGUGCAAGAAGUAAGACUCAAAAACCUACGGCAAAGGCUUGAAGUCCCCUUUGAUGGUUCUCGUGUGGAGCAUCAAGAUGCACUAAAACAAUUAUGGAGGUUGGCUUAUCCGGAUAGGGAGCUCCCACCUCUUAAAUCUGAGCUUUGGAAAGAUAUGGGUUGGCAAGGUGCAGACCCUUCAACAGAUUUUAGAGGUGGAGGGUUUAUAUCAUUGGAGAACCUUAUCUUUUUUGCCCAACAAUAUCCGGAAUCAUUCCAUAGACUGUUGCACAAACAAGAUGGAACCCGAGCUGAAUGGGAAUAUCCUUUCGCUGUAGCUGGAAUCAAUAUUUCAUUUGUCUUGGCACAAAUGUUGGAUCUUCAAUCAGCAAAGCCAACUUCGUUGGCAGGAAUCCGAUUUCUACAACUGCUCCAAGAAGAUGAAAUGGCAUUUGAUAACCUAUAUUGUGUAACCUUCCAAAUGAUGGAUGCUCAAUGGCUUGCAAAGCGUGCUUCGUAUAUGGAGUUCAAUGAUGUUAUGAAGUCUACAACAACUCAGCUAGAGCGUGAGCUUGCCCUCGAAGAUGUCACCUGCGUUAAAGAUUUACCAGCAUACAAUCUAUUGGCAAAAUGAUCUCCUCCAGUCUCUUCUGAUGUAGUUCUCUCCAUCUGUAAUAUCGUACAAGAAAUUCGGUUGAAAAGUGUGACUUAUCAGAAACCACUUUCGAUGGUAAUAACGCAGAAAGUUACCAGUGAUUAAUUAAGAAUAUUUUUUACUUUAUAUGGUAGCCAUUCAACAUAUGCGAUGCCUUCUUCAA